AUGGUCAGACUCGUCUCUGUCUUCGUCAUCGCCCUCGGCAGCAUCGCGUCCGCCGCGCCCAUCAUGCGCCGCGCGUUCCAACUCCAGGACUACGCCGCGUUCCAGAUCUCCGAUGGCGUCGCCGGUAACGCCGCCGCGGAGGCGAACGCCGUCUUCGUCACGCCCUUCAGCGGCGUCGACCUCGCGUCCGUCGACUCGACCACCCUCAAGGCCGUGCAGACCAUGCGCGAGGCCGCUGAGGCCGCGGAGACCGACCAGUUCAACCCCGCGAUCGAGGCCGCGACCGGCGCGACCGCGACCGCGCUCCAGAACGGUAAGAUCAAGAACAAGGUCCUCAAGCUCACCGGCGAGGUCCAGGCGCUCCAGAUUCAGCUCGCCCAGGCCAAGGCGGCGGGCAAGUCGACGUCGAGCAUCCAGUCCAACAUCGCGGCGGAGCAGAAGAAGCUCGACACGAACAUCGCGAUCGACACCAAGAACGCCGGCCAGGCGUCCAAGGGCGUCACCUCCUCUUCUUCCGCGGCGUCCACCGCGGAGACCGCGAACGAGGACGUCUCUGCGACCCCUGCCGCGUCCUCCGGCACGUUCACGCUCAAGGACUACGCCGCGUUCCAGAUCUCCGACGGCAAGACCGGCACCGCCAAAGCCGAGGCCGAGGCCGUCUUCGUCACCCCCUUCGCCGGCGUCGACCUCGCCACCGUCGACGCCGCGACCCUGGACGCCGUGCAGACCAUGCGCGAGGCCGCCGAGGCCGCGGAGACGGACCAGUUCAACCCCGCGAUCGCCGCCGCGUCCGGCGCGUCCGCGACCGCGCUCCAGAACGGCAAGAUCAAGAACAAGGUCCUCAAGCUCACCGGCGAGGUCCAGGCGCUCCAGAUCCAGCUCGCGCAGGCUCAGGCCGCCGGCAAGUCGACGUCGAGCAUCGCGUCGAAGAUCGCGGCGGAGCAGAAGAAGCUCGACUCGAACAUCGCGAUCGACACCAAGAACGCCGGUCAGGCGUCCAAGGGCGUCGCAUGA
Messenger RNA from Epithele typhae, 1014 nucleotides. RefSeq lists its product as uncharacterized. The record is from RefSeq and is a predicted model, not a curated record. The transcript is spliced from 5 exons. Bases 1 to 1014 code for a protein of 337 amino acids. Lineage: Eukaryota; Fungi; Basidiomycota; Agaricomycetes; Polyporales; Epitheliaceae.